UGUAGGGGUCCGUAACCCUCUCGUGUUGCUAGGGCAUGGGAACACAACCAGUCCUUUAGACUGUAGUGCCACCAAACUGGUAGUUACAGACACACAACACCUACUGGUACAUGAAGAGAUAUGUGUGGCAUUGUAUGUAGUUCUAAGUAUGUUCUUUCACGCCUUUUAAAGGGUGGUGGGAUAAAGAGAAGACUGGGGGGGGGAUGAAGGGGUUAGGCAGAGCAGCACCUCGGGGAUAUCAGGGAGGCGCUCCCUCUCCUCACCGUCUCCGGUUUGUUGACCUCUGCAGGAACGCUGAGGAGAGACGUCUGCUAUGGAAGUUAUCCAACCUCUCCCCCACCAACCACAGCAAAGGCUCGGGGACCCUGUGUGCCAGCUGGCAGUGCCUGGAGGUCCCCCGCAGGCCGCCCCCCCACCUGGCGGUGCAGUUCGUGGGCUCCGGCGCCUCUCUCUCGGGGAUGGACGUGGAGCUGGUGGGGAGCCGCUACCGCAUGUCUCUGGUCAAGAAGAGGUUUGCAACAGGAAAAUACAUGGCAGGCUGCUCCCUGUGAGACGCAGCGAUCCAUCAGAACAUGUUUAUAGACGGCAGGCUCCCCAUGGACCGCUGUCAGAGGAA
Molecule: messenger RNA, 616 nt
Organism: Gadus morhua (Atlantic cod)
Lineage: Eukaryota; Metazoa; Chordata; Actinopteri; Gadiformes; Gadidae
Product: F-BAR domain only protein 1
Exons: 3
Coding region: 204-551 (115 amino acids)
Source: RefSeq, a predicted model, not a curated record